CGAGAGUGAAGAGAAUCGACGAAGCAGAACCGCAGAGAGGAAAGGAGAAGAAGAAAAUGGGGGCAAUAACGGCCUCAGUGAUUGCGAUAGUGGGUGUGGUUCUCGGUUGGAUCGCCAUCGAGAUUGCCUGCAAACCUUGCCUCGAACAGGGCCGCCAAGCCAUCGAUCGCAGCCUCAAUCCCGACUACGAUCCCGACGACGACGGCAGCGUUUCCGCCGACAUCAGCGCUCCUCUCAACCCUCCCGCCCUCAACAACACCGCCGCGGAUCUCGAGGCGGAGGAUCCCAAAAGCGCCGCUGCCAUCGCAGCUUCUUCUCAUUCCGAUGCCAUCAGGGCCGUCUGAUCGGCUUCCUUUUCCUUUUCCCAUCAUACAAUUACGUUGUUGCUUUCAAUUUUUCUUUUGUAUUUUGUUAUUAUUUAUUAUUUUGGUUAAAAUUAAAAUGGAGGAAAAUCAAUGUAAUUGUCUAAUUUUGUAUGAAAUGGAAUUACAGUGAGAAAUGUGCUUUUAUGCCCUC
Pyrus x bretschneideri (Chinese white pear) is the source of this 516-nucleotide messenger RNA. RefSeq lists its product as uncharacterized. NCBI's taxonomy places the organism in Eukaryota, Viridiplantae, Streptophyta, Magnoliopsida, Rosales, Rosaceae. The coding region runs from base 57 to 344 and encodes 95 amino acids. The transcript has a single exon. The record is from RefSeq and is a predicted model, not a curated record.